This is a messenger RNA of Paramecium tetraurelia, 885 nucleotides long. RefSeq lists its product as uncharacterized. The record is from RefSeq and is a predicted model, not a curated record. The transcript is spliced from 5 exons. Lineage: Eukaryota; Ciliophora; Oligohymenophorea; Peniculida; Parameciidae.
AUGGCAGAAACAAAAGAAGAAGUUAAAGCUCAGCCAAAAGUGUAUUCCUAUGCAGACUUGACCGAAUUCGAAAAUAAACAAGCUUUUAGUUCCAUAGGCAAAAUGCCCAUUUCCACCAAACAAACACUGCCAAGUUACAGUUUCGGUUCUGCUGAGCGUGCCAAUCAAGCAAAGCUCUAUCAUAAUAAAGAACUUGCCAGAAUUGAUUUUGCAGGAAAGGGAAGUCCUGGACCUGUCUACAAUGUUAGAGGAGGAGAUCAAUUUUAUUACACAAAGGACGCAGAAACUAAAUUCGGAACAGAUCCUCGUAACACACUCAACACAGGAGCCAAAUUUGAUUAUUAUCAAAGAAAGGAUGUCGAUUUUGAACCCCAAGAAGCUGAUCUAAUUAGAAAGACUAAAGCUCCAAAUGUCAAAAUAGGAUUGGAAUCAAGAUUCCCUCCUGAGAAAAGACUCAAAGGAACCCCUGGACCUCAAUAUGACCCAGCCAUCAAACCUGAAGUCCCAACUCCACCUCAAUUUUCCUUUGGAUAUAGAAGAGAUAUCCCAGGAGCAUCAGCAUUAGCACCCACAUGUUCGACUCCAGUGAUCGUUGGACCUGGAGCCUAUUUGCAAAAGCCUCCUGCUAACACAAGCAAUUUGGAAGAUCCUGCCCAUUGGACCAUUCCAAAAGGACCAAAGAUAGGCAAGAUCUUUGAGGGUUGGGAUAAGAAUCAAACAUAUGAUACCAAAUAGAUUGCCGUGGGAGUAUAAGUGAAUUCCAAAAAGAAAUCUUAUCCUGCAUUCAGCGUAGGAAAGUCCACAAGAGAGGCCAAAGUUGGACACUUCAAGCAGUUAAUGGUCAAGGUUCCUUCAAAGGUGCACAUUCCUCAUCCUAAAAUUUGA